Molecule: messenger RNA, 1320 nt
Organism: Nomascus leucogenys (northern white-cheeked gibbon)
Lineage: Eukaryota; Metazoa; Chordata; Mammalia; Primates; Hylobatidae
Gene: FBXL21P
Product: F-box and leucine rich repeat protein 21
Biological process (GO): regulation of cell cycle; SCF-dependent proteasomal ubiquitin-dependent protein catabolic process; entrainment of circadian clock by photoperiod
Cellular component (GO): nucleus; cytosol; SCF ubiquitin ligase complex
Molecular function (GO): protein binding
Source: RefSeq, a predicted model, not a curated record
UCUAAUGUUUACAGAAUGAAGAGGAACAGUUUAUCUGUUGAGAAUAAAAUUGUCCAGUUGUCAGGAGCAGUGAAACAGCCAAAAGUUGGGUUCUACUCUUCUCUCAACCAGACUCAUACGCACACGGUUCUUCUAGACUGGGGGAGUUUGCCUCACCAUGUAGUAUUACGAAUUUUUCAGUAUCUUCCUUUACUAGAUAGGGCCCAUGCAUCUUCUGUGUGUAGGAGAUGGAAUGAAGUUUUUCAUAUUCCUGACCUUUGGAGAAAGUUUGAAUUUGAACUGAACCAGUCAGCUACUUCAUAUUUUAAGUCCACUCAUCCUGAUCUCAUUCAGCAGAUCAUUAAAAAGCAUUCUGCUCAUCUUCAGUAUGUCAGCUUUAAGGUUGACAGUAGCGCUGAGUCAGCAGAAGCUGCCUGUGAUAUACUCUCUCAGCUGGUAAAUUGUUCCAUCCAGACCUUGAGCUUGAUUUCAACAGCCAAGCCAAGUUUCAUGAAUGUGUCAGAGUCUCAUUUUGUGUCAGCACUUACAGUUGUUUUUAUCAACUCAAAAUCAUUAUCAUCAAUCAAAAUUGAAGAUACACCAGUGGAUGAUCCUUCAUUGAAGAUUCUUGUGGCCAAUAAUAGUGACACUCUAAGACUCCUAAAAAUGAGUAGCUGUCCUCAUGUUUCAUCUGAUGGAAUUCUUUGUGUAGCUGAUCAUUGUCGAGGCCUUAGAGAACUGGCGUUGAAUUAUUACAUCCUAACUGAUGAACUUCUCCUUGCACUCUCAAGCGAGACUCAUGUUAACCUUGAACAUCUCCGAAUUGAUGUUGUGAGUGAAAAUCCUGGACAGAUUAAAUUUCAUCCUAUUAAAAAACACAGUUGGGAUGCACUUAUUAAACAUUCCCCUAGGGUUAAUGUUGUUAUGUACUUCUUUCUAUAUGAAGAGGAAGUUGAGACGUUCUUCAAAGAAGAAACCCCUGUUACUCACCUUUAUUUUGGUCGUUCAGUCAGCAAAGCGGUUUUAGGACAGGUAGGUCUCAACUGUCCUCGACUGAUUGAGUUAGUGGUGUGUGCUAAUGGUCUUCAGCCUCUUGAUAAUGAACUUAUUUGUAUUGCUGAACACUGUACAAACCUAACAGCCUUGGGCCUCAGCGAAUGUGAAGUUAGCUGCAGUGCCUUCAUCAAGUUUGUAAGACUGUGUGGGAGAAGGCUAACACAGCUCUCUAUAAUGGAGGAAGUUUUGAUCCCUGAUGAGGAUUAUAGCCUAGAUGAAAUUCACACUGAAGUCUCCAAAUACCUGGGAAGAGUAUGGUUCCCUGAUGUGAUGCCUCUCUGGUAA